This is a messenger RNA of Lycium barbarum (goji berry), 1116 nucleotides long. RefSeq names its product tRNA (guanine-N(7)-)-methyltransferase. NCBI's taxonomy places the organism in Eukaryota, Viridiplantae, Streptophyta, Magnoliopsida, Solanales, Solanaceae. Gene Ontology annotation, cellular component: tRNA methyltransferase complex. Bases 173 to 925 code for a protein of 250 amino acids. The record is from RefSeq and is a predicted model, not a curated record. Gene Ontology annotation, molecular function: tRNA (guanine(46)-N7)-methyltransferase activity. The transcript has 2 exons. Gene Ontology annotation, biological process: RNA (guanine-N7)-methylation; tRNA methylation.
AGGCCCACAAUAAGUUGGAAACGUGAAGCCCAACAAUUGGAGCAUACUAGGGCACACUACUCCCCUAAUCCCUCUGAUCACUCCAAGACUCUUGUUCUUGAAUAUCAAACUUCAGAAACAGUUGGAAGGAAAAGGGAAAAAGGAAAAACUAAAAGAAAUAAAGAAAGAGAGCAUGGGUGAAAGGGGGCAUGAGGGUGCAAAUCCUACACACAACAAGAGAACUGGUCUGCCCAGAAAACGAUUUUAUCGAGCACGUGCUCAUAGUAAUCCAUUAAGUGACUCGCAUUUUCCAAUUCCUAUUUCCCCUGCUGAGGUUGAUUAUUCCCUACAUUACCCUGAAAUGGUUAAAGUAGAUCCUUCCAAAAAGAUCCAGUUUGCUGAUGUUGGUUGUGGAUUUGGAGGCCUAUUAAUCUCCCUUGCACCCCUUUUCCCUGAUACCCUAAUGGUCGGAAUGGAGCUACGAGACAAGGUGACAGAGUAUGUGAAGGAGCGAAUUUUAGGGUUGAGGACGACUAAUCCUGGUCAAUACCAGAAUAUUUCGGUGGUACGGACCAAUUCAAUGAAGUACAUUCCGAAUUACUUUGGGAAAGGACAGCUUCAAAAGAUGUUCUUCUUGUUUCCGGACCCCCAUUUCAAAGAGAAGAAUCAUCGUCGACGAGUUAUUAGUCCAUUCUUGCUAGACGAGUAUGCAUAUGUGCUUGCUGUUGGUGGAAUUAUAUACACAAUAACGGAUGUCGAGGAGCUUGGUGAAUGGAUGAAAUCCUGUUUGGAAGAACAUCCGAUGUUUGAGCCACUUACAAAUGAAGAGCUUGAAGCUGAUCAGGUUGUAAAGCUCCUCAGUAGUGCAACAGAAGAAGGACAAAAGGUAGCACGCAAUGAUGGACAAACAUUUCGAGCUGUUUAUAGACGAAUUGCAACUUGCUGAGUUAUCAUGGUCAAAUUCUAGGGGAUUUUUGUAACUUUCUUCGCUUCGAGUCUUCAUACCUGUCUGAUUGUAAGAGAUGAUAUCCUAUGUCUUCUUUUGUUGAGUCAACAGAAGUGCGGUCUGUGCAACUAAUUAUAGGUACUUUGUGACAGAUUAUGAAGAUUAAUCACCAUUCUGCCAUUUUUUCUUAA